This is a messenger RNA of Musa acuminata AAA Group (dessert banana), 734 nucleotides long. RefSeq lists its product as uncharacterized. NCBI's taxonomy places the organism in Eukaryota, Viridiplantae, Streptophyta, Magnoliopsida, Zingiberales, Musaceae. Bases 96 to 560 code for a protein of 154 amino acids. The record is from RefSeq and is a predicted model, not a curated record. The transcript has a single exon.
CUGCUUCUCCCUGUUGCUCCACGCUCAGUGCAUAUAACACACACACACACACAGCCUAGCCUUCGUCAUCGAGGUGUAUAGGACUGAGAGCUCCGAUGGCCUUCGCACUUCCUUCUUACACGCUGGUGCUGUUCUUUCUCUCUUCUCUCCUCCUCCUGCACUUCGGCGAUGCACGACGACACCACGCCGUCGUGAGGCUGCAGGAGAGGUCGCCCCAUGGGCUGGCCUUCCAGGAGCCGAUGCCGUUCCCUCCGACGGCGUUCGAGUUCUUCCAUCCGAAGCUCCUCCUCCCGCCCGCAAGCGCACCGAUGCCCCUGGCGUCGUCGUCGUUCUACCCGGCGGCGACCUCGGCCAAGGUGAGGGCAGACGAGGAGGUGGAGGCGGCGGGCGAGCACUCGUCCCCGGCGGGGAGCGGGGGGGUCGGGGCCAGCGGGGUGGCGGCCGUGGUGCUUGGGCUGGCGCUCGUGGUGAUCGCGGCCAUGUUGGCAUCCUACGUCGUGGUGGUGAGGCGCCGUUCGGACGUGAGGCGGGCGAAAAGCACCGUACAGCCCGAUGCGUGAAGGAACCGCCUUAAGAGGAGUGGCGGAUGUUGUAGCGAUGAUGGCAUAGAUGGUAAUCAUGCAAGCAUGAGGUCAAUGCACAAAUAAGAGGUGCCUAAAACAAAUCGCGUUCAAUCUGUUAGAUUUUAUGCUGGAUCCUAAUGUUGAUGGAUAUUUGGAUUAAUAUAUAUAAUA